This is a messenger RNA of Geodia barretti, 4312 nucleotides long. The record is from the annotation of a GenBank genome assembly. Lineage: Eukaryota; Metazoa; Porifera; Demospongiae; Tetractinellida; Geodiidae.
UCCGUCUGUCUGCGAAAAAGUUCGGCUGGAAGAUGGACUGGGAGAAAUCCAAGUCUGAGUUGGACAGAAUUUUUUUCAAAGACUUCUCCUUCUUCAGUAGGGGCCGGGGGAGCGGAGAACUGGCAGAAUUUUGGUCGUUCUUCAAACGAUAUCAGCAGUUUCAGACAAGGCACACCGUCACUUCCAAUGCAAAGAAAACUCGAGGGGCUGUUUCGGAAAAAUUUGGCCUUCCUCGAGACUACGACAAAUCGUACCGGAUCCCGCUGUCCGUGGUGACACCUGACCUCUCGUACAAACUGCGAAGGGAGCAGGAGAAGAGAGAAGAGGGAGGGAGAGGGGCUCUGUCGCUCUCCAUGGAACAUCUCUCCCAGUUUCGCACCGCCCUCCGACACUUCAUAAACUUCAAACAGAAACAGAAAUUUGAGAAGUUGGUGAAGAUUCGAAGAGACCAGUCCAAUCUCCCGAUAUCUCAAUAUUCCUCUCACAUUCUGUCUGCAGUGGGGGCUCACCAGGUGGUCAUUAUAGCGGGAGACACUGGAUGUGGCAAAUCGACUCAGGUGCCCCAGUAUUUGCUGGGUGCGGGGUAUGGGAAGGUAGCGUGUACCCAACCACGCCGGAUCGCCUGCAUCUCCCUGGCCAAGAGGGUGGGGUUCGAAACGCUCAAAGAACACGGGACUGAAAUUGCCUAUCAGGUUCGUUUUGAAGGCAGUAAAUCUCCAGCCACAAAGAUUCUCUUUCUCACAGAAGGCCUCCUCCUGCGACAGCUGCAAACAGACCCCCUCCUCUCCUGGUACGAGGUCCUCAUCGUCGACGAGGUGCACGAGAGACAUAUCCACGGCGACUUUCUCCUCGGAAUACUCCAUGGCCUCGUUUACCGCCGGCCUGACCUCAAACUGAUACUCAUGUCAGCUACCAUCAACAUACAGCUGUUCUCUGGGUACUUUGACGAUGCCCCUGUCAUCAAGGUUCCAGGCCGGCUGUAUCCAAUAGAUCUAGAGUACGUACCACUGCCCUCAACUUGCCUGGGCCCUAGAGAUAAGGUGAAGAGAAGUGAUCGACUUGACCCAAAGCCGUAUCUGCAGGUUUUGAGGAGGAUUGACGAGCAGUACCCAGCCAACGAGAGGGGCGACAUGCUGGUAUUCCUCAGUGGAAUGAAUGAGAUUGCCUCACUCAUGGAAGAAGUCAAAACCUACGCCCAGCAGACUCAUCGCUGGAUUGUAUUGGCUCUGCACAGUGCUCUGUCUAUUGAAGAACAGGACAAAGUAUUUGAUGUUUCUCCCGAUGGCAUCCGUAAGUGCAUUCUCUCCACUAACAUCGCCGAGACCUCCAUCACUAUCGACGGCAUCAGAUUCGUCGUGGACUCGGGAAAGGUGAAGGAGAUGAGUUACGACAGCCAGGCCAAGAUGAGGAGACUACAGGAGUUCUGGAUCAGCAGAGCCAGCGCCGAGCAGAGGAAGGGGCGAGCAGGUCGAACUGGUCCUGGAGUAUGCUACAGGAUGUACUCCGACUCCGACUACGACUCGUUCAGUGAGUACUCCACUCCGGAGAUCAUGAGGGUACCCCUCGACUCCCUCGUACUCCAACUCACCGCUCUCGGGGUGUCCGACGUUAGGAAGUUUCCUUUCAUUGAACCUCCGUCACUGAGCAACAUUGAGACCUCUCUGGCCUUCCUCAAGGAACAGGGAGCUCUGUAUUGGAACGAGAGGCUGACUCCCAUUGGUCGGAUGUUGGCUCAGCUCCCUGUUGACAUCGUGGUGGGGAAAAUGCUUAUCAUGGGCACCUUGUUUCACGUGAUAGAGCCAGUUUUGACAAUGGCUGCUGCUCUAAGUGUCCAGUCUCCGUUUAGCCGAGUGCCUCUCGGGCAAAAUGACAUCACCGUGGCAAGAAGACCGCUGGAGUCAGAACACGGAGAUCCUUUUACUCUGUUGAACGCCUUUGAAGAAUGGGUGGAGAUUGCACCCCCUGUCUCUCUCUCCCCAGUUGAAGGGCAGUGGAGGGUCGACCAGCAGUCACCAGUGGUGCCGCAGGAGAGGACUGGAGCAACAGAGGUUCUACGAGAUGGCGAAACUACGACAACAGUUUCAAGAAAUCCUCCAGGAGCAUGGGUUGCUAGGAGACAGGGGAGGGGGGAUGAGGAGAAGAGGACGAGGGGAACGGUUGACAGACGAGCAGCUGACGGGCCUGAGACAGGCGCGGAAGAGACAUCGCACGGAGAACAGGAAAAGGAAGAUGCUCAGGAUGGAUGAGGAAGGAGGAGCUCAGAGUGACAGUGAAGAGGUGCACAGUGGAACAGCUGAACUGAGAGAUCUCGAAUUUAAACUUUUCCACAACCUCUCCGAUCUACAGGAGGCGUCUGCUCUAAGACAGAGUUUCUCUCUCAGAGAUUUGAACGUCUUGAAACUUGUGGUUUGCAGUGGUCUGUAUCCUCAACUGGCCAUCUCAGACGACUGCAACUCAUACCGCAAGGACUCAGACCAAGUGUUCCACACCAAGUCGAAGCAGUUUGUUGUUCUGCAUCCGACCAGUGUAUUUGCCACUAACCCUGAAUACAUCGAUCCAGGACAGAGAAAGAGCAAAGGGAGUACCCAGCCAGAGCUACUUUCCUACGUUGAUCUACUGGAAACCAACAAGCCCUAUCUGGUGAACAGCAUGCGCGCCCCUGCUCUUCAGACCCUCACACUAUUCUCACAGAACAUCGACACCAACUCUGACUGCACCAGGUUGGUGGUGGAAGAGUGGUUGGAGUUGAAGUUUGUGGAGGCCAGCUCUGGUCAACAGGUUGUGUCGUGUAUCCAGACCCUACGGAAUACAUGGAGCAGUAUGCUGGAAGCCAAACUUGAGUCCUCCAUGAAGAGAGGUGAGUCCGAAAGAGACUACAGACUUGAGAAGAAGGUGUCGGCACUGGAGGAACUGCUGGCCUCAAAACUGGCGGAAUUCCUCGACGGUGUCUUUUCCUACUCUCUCUCCCAGCUGUCGUCGGUCGCCAAGACCCACCUCUACAAGGGUCCACCCGACGUCACGGCAACAACUCCAACCAAAACCGAUUCUUCUUCUUCUGUCUCAUUCGUGUCCUCCGAAUCCAAGCCACACCCACUAAAGGGUGGAUGGAUUAUUCAAGAGUACCUUACCUAUGACUGUCUUCUAGAGGAGGGAUUGGCAGCCGCUAGGUCAGAUAACUACCUGAGGAGAGUUUGGAGCUGUCCGACAUGUGGGAAGACACUUGUCAUCUCCCUCGCCGAGCAGCUGCAACACCAGGCUUCUUGCCUUGUCCAGCCUCAGACAGAUGAAGGUGAGCAGUUAGAGGAGGCUGCCAGUGCGGCAUUAACCAGAGACUACCACUGCCCAGUGUGUGGAGAGACCAAGAGACUGUCGUCCAUUGGCAUCCUCAAACACAAACGAAUGCAUGCUCAACAGCAGCAGCAAGGAACAGGGCAAUAGAUUGUGCAUGAAUCAAAUCUCUACUCAAUGUUGCAUUGCUGUUUUUACAAGCGGAUAUACGGAAAUGUCCACUGUUUCACACGCGAGUAUGCACACGCGGAUAUACGGAAAUGUGCACUGUUUCCGGAUACUUCCAAUCACCCCCCGCCGCCCCCACUUCUGCAUGGGCUUUAUCAGUCCUUUUGGACUCCAGAGUCCAGACUGUUGCUACUAUUAACACCAGGAUCUAGGACCGCAUGUUAGGCGCGGCGUCCUGCACGACACGCAGAAGAGGAAGAGGCAGCAUGGCGACGGAGGAAGACGAGAUCCAGCUGGUGGAUCGGGCGGGCGGCGCGGAGGAAGACGCGGGGAUCUUCGACCGAGACGAGGACCCGCCGCCGUGCCUGAGGAUAGACUACGGCGGCGGGGAGGAGGAGGAGGAGGAGCCGCGAGUGGAGGACGAAAAGCAUAUCAAGCACCCUGGGAAGUUCAGGCUGAGGCUCCGGAAACUCCGUUCGUCUCGGAGCAAACGUUGGUACUGGUGGACCACCCUUUUUAUUCUCACGAUAAUGAUGAUCUUACUCAUCGCCGUCCCACUCGGCAUCUGGUCAGACAAACGAAAGGAGACCUGCUUCGACUAUGAAAGCGACGACGAGUCUUCUGAAGAGUACCCGUUUCUAUUUCUCCCCAACAAAGGACAGUUCUUUCUCUGCGAGAAGGGGAAAACAAAGCUAAAGGGUUCCUUGGCGCAGCACCACAGCUACAUAAAGGAAGAACGUGUCGAUGUCUACGUAUACACUGCUGAUACGGUGCUCAACAUCACAAGGAUGAACGAAAACUGUCUCCAGAUGGAAUGGAGCGGUAUAUCGUCGUCCGGCGAACCCCUAGUUGAUUG